UUUCCUUUUCUUUAAGAAAGAUGCUGCCGCCGCCAUAGUCCGAUAGAUUUCUUUUUGCUGGUCUGCGGUGGAAGUGCUGCAAAAUGGCUGACAUAUUAAAAAUAUACACAAGAUAUCGAAGUUGUUUAUGGAUUCUACUGUUGACCUUAAGUGUCAAAUACGCAAAUGGACUCACAUGUUACUGUCAAGGACAUUGUCCUUAUGACAAUUUCAAUGGCACAUGUGAAGCUAGACCUUUUAGCCAGUGUUUUGCUGCAGUAGAAGAGGUUUACAAUCCAGACACAGGUUUACCAGAACCUGAAUACACAUAUGGCUGUUUGCCACCUGAAGAAAAGGGUCUCAUGCAGUGCAAGGGGCACCUUGUUCCACAUCUAGUACCCAAAUCUAUACAAUGUUGCCACGAGUCAGAUCAUUGUAACCGAUUGCUGUCACCAAUGUACGAAAUUCGGAGUACUACUCCGGAUCCUAAUUCAGGCUUUGGAUCUGAUCAAAAUGUUCACUACUUGGCCUUGCUAGUUUCUGGAACAGCCAGCGUGAUCAUUCUCUUUGUUAUGGUUGUAUGUGUUUAUGUUCAUUACAAAAGGAAAGAGGAUAAGCGACAAGUUUCUAUCAUUAAAGCCCCUUGUGCACCCUACCUUGGAGGAAAUUCAACAAUCAAAGAUAUGGUGGAUCACAGCCAAAGUUCUGGAUCAGGUUCUGGGUUACCUUUACUGGUUCAAAGAACAAUUGCAAAGCAACUGGUUAUGGGCCAUUCUAUUGGUAAAGGACGCUACGGUGAAGUGUGGAUGGCCAAAUGGCGGGAAGAAAAAGUUGCUGUCAAAGUGUUCUUCACGACGGAAGAAGCUUCUUGGUUUAGGGAAACAGACAUUUAUCAGACUGUACUCAUGAGGCAUUCACACAUUCUCGGUUUUAUUGCUGCCGACAUUAAAGGAACGGGCUCGUGGACUCAAAUGCUUCUUAUUACCGACUAUCACGAGCUUGGAUCUUUGCAUGACUUUUUGCAGCAAUAUGCGCCUGACGGGGUAGCGGCUGGAAGAUUAGCUUUUACUGCCGCUAGUGGCCUGGCACAUCUGCACACGGAAAUUUUCGGCACUAGAGGGAAACCAGCCAUUGCCCAUCGAGAUAUCAAGAGUAAGAAUAUCUUGGUAAAAAGAGAUUGGACUUGCGCCAUAGCCGAUUUUGGCUUGGCUGUCAGAUACAUCAGUGAGUCCCAAGAAAUUGAUAUUGCACCCAACACACGCGUUGGAACUCGUCGCUAUAUGGCUCCUGAAGUAUUGGAUGAAAGCCUUAACAAGUUUGCCUUCGAAGCCUUUAAGGCUGCAGACAUAUAUUCCUUUGGUCUGGUCUUGUGGGAAAUCGCUCGACGAUGUAAUACGGCCUCCAGCACAAUCAGCGAAAUCAUUACAGACGAGAGCCAAGAGAAAUUGGUCACCUACGGUCCUGAUGACUACCAGCAACCGUAUUACGAUUGCGUUCCAUCUGAUCCGUCAUUCGACGACAUGUACAAUGUGGUGUGUGUAAAGAAAGUAAGACCGGAUAUUCAACCACACUGGCUCGCUGAAGAGCCCCUCAAAACACUAGCUCAAGUAAUGCAAGAAUGUUGGCACCAGAAUCCGGCCGCCCGUUUGACGGCUCUACGCGUUAAAAAAUCUCUGACCCGCAUUAACGACGAAUCUGACAUGUAUAUGUACACCGAAAAAUACAACGACAAAGAAUUGUUACCAUCCGUUUGAUGCUCGGAUGGUCAGCACAUGAGUUUGAAUCUAAUAUGACCAAGGGAUGGUGUUUUUAUCUUACUGGAAACGUUUCUCAAUAUCCAUUUUGUGUGUUUUUGUAAAUAAGUUUUGUGUGUAAAUGGGUUUUCUAAUGUGAAUCUGUUUGCCGUUUAGUUCUGAUAUUGCUCCAUUGCAACUGCCGUGCCAUUAAUACUUGUUGCCUCAAGCCUGAAACGGAUCCAAACAAAAAUUGUUGAUGUCUUAACCAAACAAGCGUCUUCUCCAGCUCAUUUUAUUACUCUCCAAUUGCUUCUCGAAAUCGUUUUAUUGGCCUUAAACGUGUAAAUACAAUGAACUGAAUCAACGUA
Messenger RNA from Daphnia magna, 2083 nucleotides. RefSeq names its product bone morphogenetic protein receptor type-1B (gene tkv). Gene Ontology annotation, cellular component: plasma membrane; signaling receptor complex. The coding region runs from base 84 to 1733 and encodes 549 amino acids. The record is from RefSeq and is a predicted model, not a curated record. The transcript is spliced from 8 exons. Gene Ontology annotation, biological process: protein phosphorylation; BMP signaling pathway; dorsal/ventral pattern formation. Gene Ontology annotation, molecular function: transforming growth factor beta receptor activity, type I; SMAD binding; ATP binding. NCBI's taxonomy places the organism in Eukaryota, Metazoa, Arthropoda, Branchiopoda, Diplostraca, Daphniidae.